CUGCAGCUUCCGCCCGAUGUACCCUGGUGCCUUCUAAAACACCAUCGAUUCGGGUUUCCCCCUCUCUCCCUUCUUCACACGUAACACCUAUUUACACGUUGUCAGAGGCUUGGAUUACUUCGGUGAUUGUUCCAAUUAAUUCUCUGUUUAUAAACGCCACGAUAGCUUGUACCCUCAGCAAGCUCCCGCCGACGACCCGCGUUACCCCAAUUCACGAGGACGAGCGCCGUUGGUAAUCGCCACACUUCACCCAGCAGCUGGUGCUAGGCCCUUUGCCUGGCCUCUUUCUAUCAUGGGAGGGCCUCCGUCUCAUAUAUUCCUUGUCCGUCACGGCAAUCGCUUGGAUGCUGCCGAUAAGCAAUGGCAUCUCUCCUCGCCGACCCCUUACGAUACGCCAAUCACCUACAGCGGAUUUCUGCAGGCCCGCGCGGUUGGUAAUCAAAUUAUAAAUCUCCUCGAACAGACAAAGCUGGAAGAGGAGGUUCGCAAUGGCGAAACUCGUCGUAAACGAUUCAAGGUCAUCAUCCACUCGUCUCCGUUUCUACGAUGCGUCCAAACUUCGGUCGGUAUUAGCUCCGGUCUGGCACAAACAACCCACGAUUCUAUAUACAAGUCUUCCGAUAUUAUAGUGCCGCCAUUCACCCCUGCUGGCAAGUCGCCAGCACACCGCACUGCGCUGCUCCGCAUCGACUCUUUCCUCGGAGAAUGGCUUAGCCCCGAAUACUUUGAAUUGAUUACGCCUCCCCCGGGCCCGGCUCUCAUGCUGGGUGGCGCAAAGGCAGAGCUGCUCCGCCGGGAAGAUUACAGCAUGUAUACAGAGACGACUGCCGAUGAGCAGCCGGCACCGAGAUUAUCCAGAUCACUCUGGCAGGGGUCGCCUUCUGCCAGUCCAACGGUUACCCCGCUCCCCAACUCAGAGAGCGAAGGGGCAUUAAAUGUUUCAUCAUUGGCAGCAGCACUUCCGGUGGAGAGACGCAAAGGAUAUGCGCCCCCAAGACCAAUUCAGCCGGCGCAGGGCUCUGGUAAGAUUCCAGAGGGCUUCGUUGCCCACGCUCGCGAUGCUUGCACUACCGUCGACUAUCAAUGGGAUUCUAUGAGGGAGCCAUUAGACUUUGGUGAUGGUGGAAAGUUUGGAGAAGAGUGGGCAGCUAUGCACAAACGGUUCAGGCUGGGACUGCGAAAGCUUGUCAACUGGUAUGCUACCAACGAAGCAGCCGACAACAUGGUGACAUCUGUGGGGGCCACUGAGUCUUGCUCCAAUGAAUCUGGUUCUGUUGUCGAGGAAGAGGAUGUUGAAACCGUAUUGGUGCUCGUAUCGCAUGGUGCAGGAUGCAACGCUCUUAUGGGUGCCAUCACUCACCAGCCAGUCCUGAUGGACGUUGCUACAGCAUCUCUAUCCAUGGCCGUUACGAAGCCUGAUCUCGACUACAAGAAGCUGUUAGAAACAGCAAAAGCAACGGAUCCCUCUGUUGACUAUGUUACAGUUGAUCAAAUAUAUCAAAUGCGCAUGUCAGCUAGCACCGAACAUCUGCAGUCCACUUCUUCCACUCCGCUCUCCGGCCGGUCCGGACGGUCUGCCUCGACGGCAAAUGGCACUCGCCCGUUACCAUCUUCCAGGGGAAGGACGGCGACUUUUACCAACUCGGGCACCGUUAUCGGACCAUUUGUUGCGACAGACUACUUCAGUUUGGCGAGCAGAAGCAUCUCUGCUAGUGCCUCUGGACCUCCCCCCACGUUGCGAAAAGAAGCAUCAGAACGUUCAUUAAGGGGCGCCAGCGAAAUGAGCGACAGUGUUUCACAGACUACCUCGAAUGGCGAACGACCAACAUCGUCUGGGCUCUGGGCGCCGUCAACUCCAUCUCAGUCAACCUCAGAGCCUGCACCAGCGCCGGUUACAGCGGAGAGCAUCUUCGCGUCAAGCGCUCUGAAGAAACAGAGCAGUUUGUUCUCAGAUAACAACGAAGACAAACAUGCUUUCGGCGGCGGCAUGUUUCCAGAUUUUGACAAUGCUAGAUUCCAACCAGCAGCGCCGAGUAAACCGACUGAGCCAGCACCCGCCGCGCCAUUCUUCACGUUUGGCGGAAGCUUGGUGCCAUCAGCUACGUUCCCUUCUAGCCCGAUGCUUGCAGGCCCUAUCAGAGUUCAGACUGAUUUGACCGACGAUGUGGUAGUGGAAGAGGUUUCUGUUACGCCUCUAGGAAAUGGCUUGGGGGGAUUUUGGGGACAACCACCGCCUGCGAGCGAGACGGAACCCAUACGCGAUAUGAGCCAUACUAAGAGGCGAUGGACGAUGAAUGAAUCUGUUUAAAAGCAAGCCUAUAAAGGAAUGCAAAUGUACACUACGAACUUAUAUAUACCCCAUACGAACCACUAUUUAAUACCAUUCGCCAACGUCUUUAACCUGCCUUUUCACACUCAGUACCAUGUAUUUUUCAGCUCACGGUAAAUACUUCUUGGAUAUUUAGUUUAGAAUGUAUUUUUAUUUGAUAAAGAAUGCUACCAGCUCGACUUGUAAACUGGUUGAAACGCUCGAAUAAAAAAAAUCUAUACCCAGCAUGUGCCAGCUCGGGUGGUGCACAUCGUAGUUUUAGACGUCUAGUAUUGCUGCCAUUUGUUCAUGCCGGCGCUACCGCUAGUAUGUGGCAAUAAUUUGUUCUAUAAUUCUUUAUAUCGCUUGCAAAAGCGUCGAAGAUCGAUGUUCGUGGUGUUUUGGACUCUCCUGUGAUUGUCGCAAAUGGAAAAUUUCGUUGCUUUUAUCCUUUUUUUUUUCUCCGUUUUCUACCAGUGACAGAUUUAACCAAAGACCUGGGUCAUGGCCUUGUGAGCCAGCUCAACACCAAGGAACGUAGCGGCGUUGGCGGGAACAGCUCUAGCCAGAGCAGGGCCAAAGCCGGGGAAGAAGGCCUUGACACCACCCUUGCCGUAGAGCUCGCGAACGACACCGCCCAAAGUAACAUUGCCCUCGGCAGUCUGGAGACGCGACUUGAUGGUAUCAAUGGGGAAGAUGGGAAUCCACAUGGCAACACCGGCACCGGCACCAGCAGCCAUGAUGGCGCUGACGCUCAGCUGGCCAGUGGGCUUGCCGUUCUCGUCCUUGGGGGAAAGCUUGCGCUUGAUGAUUUCGUAGGCAGCAAAGUAACAGGCGGAACCGGGACCGUCACGAGCAAGAGUAGCAACGGUGCCACGGAAGACAGAGCGGACGCCGCCCUCGCGGUAGAGCUGGCGGACAACGUCGAGACCACCGCUGUACUUGGGCUUCUCGCCAGGAGCAAGCUGCUUCUGGCCCUGGACCUGGAGAAUAACCUUGACACGUUCGAAGGGCGCGGUAAUGGCGGUCAUGGGAAUGGCGGAGAAGAAACCGGCGGCGGAGAUCUGGGCAGUGGUGAGGCCGUCGGGGCCAACGGUACUGACCUUGGAAACAAUCUGCUUGCCGAGUUCGUAGCCCCAGAAGGAGACGGCGA
Molecule: messenger RNA, 3461 nt
Organism: [Torrubiella] hemipterigena
Lineage: Eukaryota; Fungi; Ascomycota; Sordariomycetes; Hypocreales; Clavicipitaceae
Source: the annotation of a GenBank genome assembly